Molecule: messenger RNA, 1419 nt
Organism: Wyeomyia smithii (pitcher-plant mosquito)
Lineage: Eukaryota; Metazoa; Arthropoda; Insecta; Diptera; Culicidae
Exons: 4
Coding region: 66-914 (282 amino acids)
Molecular function (GO): carbohydrate binding
Source: RefSeq, a predicted model, not a curated record
AAAGCUGCCGAUCACUGGGGCUCAGUUUAUGUUGUGUUCUCGUGCGGUGUUCACAAACCUCGGUAAUGGCGCGGUUUCAAGUGAUUGUUUUGCUGGUGUCAGCAUGUAUCGCAUACUCUAUGGCAGGAACCUGUGUUGAUUUGAUUAAGAGGUUCAAAGAUGAACGGCCAUUCUUCAAGGUGAUCGAAUCACAGGGAGUCGAGAUUUAUUAUCCCCAACGGGAUAAACAGGAAAUGUUUGGAAUCAAGAUUUAUAAAAAUCAGGACCUGCGAAAAAAGGACCUUCGCUGUGAUUUGUGCGUUAACACCACGCUUGUAGAGGAUGGUUGUUUCAAGAUAUCUAGUAACCAGUUAAAUAUAGAGGUGCGAGACGUGCUGAAGUACGUGACGUUGACCAAAUUUUCUGAUUCACCAGAAGUUGCGGUUGCUUCCGCCAAAAAGAUAGAGUUCACAGAUUUCGUAAUUCCAACGGAAUGCGUUUGCCGGGAUCCGCCUGGCGGUUACUGUGCAAAGGCGUCCACCAAAAUAAUCGACUAUCGGCCUCUGUUCAAGUUGCACGAGCAAACCCGAUUCGCAGUCUACCUUCCGAAAGCGUCCGCAAAUGGUCUGACGGUUGGUUUGAAAGCAAUCCGGAAUGCUAACUUCUACCAUGGCGUUGAGAAGAAACUAGACCUUAAUAUUCAAUCAUUUUCCGAGCGAAAUGGUUGCUUCGUAUACGAUUCGCUAGUGCUUGCCCCUAAGUUUUCCUUGGGCGAUCAUUUGUCCUACGUUGUUGUCCGGAAGAAGCCCAAUGGGAAGAAGAUUCGCACUGAACCAAGAAAGGCAUUUCUAACAGAUUAUUUCAUCCCGUCAUCCUGUGCCUGUCAGUCGGAACAGCUCAAUCUGAUCAAAUCGACAAAGUUGUCCAAAAACUGAAUCAUGCGAAGACUCUGUAUCGUAAAACUUUUCCUUUCGUCAGCAGCUGCAGUGACGACGGAUUAACCUCAACUCGAAAAUUUUCAUCCUUUUUCACCCGUCGUCGGGCGUCGAACUUCCGGCCUCCCCACCUGCGAAAUCUAUUUAAUAUUUCCCAUUUGUUGGUUCUGUUUGCCGUAGGCCGUUUGGAGACCGACGGAAAGCUGCCAGUCAGCUUUGCAUCCCGUCGCCGCAGACAAUCCUUCCGAGCGGGGUGUCAACUCGUUUAUCGAGUUUCCAACGGUUCGCAACAAUUGUUGUACGUUUUGCGGUUAGUUUGCGGUGGAAAUCGGCAAGAUUUCUGUUGCUUUUUGAGCCAAAAUUCAUGAUUAUUAUAAAGGUACCUUUCAUGUUUCUGACCUAUCAUUGGGCGGUUGUGUGUGGCCAUAAAAUAUUUAUAUUAUUCGUAAGCAAACGAUAGUUCAGAGUGAUUAAACAGUAUGUUUACUUUUUUUCGACUAUAUUA